This is a messenger RNA of Lathyrus sativus (Indian pea), 2835 nucleotides long. The record is from the annotation of a GenBank genome assembly. NCBI's taxonomy places the organism in Eukaryota, Viridiplantae, Streptophyta, Magnoliopsida, Fabales, Fabaceae.
AUGGCAGAAACUGCACUGUCAUUUGUUUUGCAACAACUCGGCCAAUUUGUAUUAAAAGAAACUUUCCGAUCUGUAGUAGAAGAAAGAACUUCAGUAGCAAGACUUGAAAAAGACUUGGAUGGCAUCAAAGUUAAACUUGAGAGGAUCCACGACUACCUCAAGGAUGCAGACACAAGGGCUUCUGAUCAUGGUGCCGGAGUUACAACUUUGGUGAAGCAGCUGAGAGAAUUAUCUUUUCAAAUACAAGAUGUCCUUGAUUACUACAUCAUGUAUGAGGCAGAAAGAGUCAACCAUUCUGGAUUACAAUCACCAUUCCAAGUGAUUUAUGGUUUGAUCAAAACCAGGAAUCGACGCAGCCAGAUUGUUUCUGAGAUUCAAGACAUCAAGUUAUCACUUGAUGAAAUCCAACAAAGUACAGGCUUUGAGUUUCGGUCUGAGAGUGGAUCAGGAAGCUUCAGAGGGGCUAAAGCUCCUAGAACUGGUGAAGAUCCUCGAUCGCAUCCUUAUUUCAUUGAAGAAAAAAAAGUUGUAGGGUUUGAGUUGCCAAGAGAUGAAUUGGUUGGUCGCUUGGUGUGGGGAAACAAUCAGCUCAUGUUGGUUUCUGUGGUUGGCAUGGGAGGACUCGGGAAAACCACACUCGUUAAGCACGUUUUUAAUAGCGAGCUAGUGAUAAAGAAAUUUCCUUGUAGAUGUUUCAUCACAGUUUCUCAAUCAUACACUAUCGGAGAGUUGUUGAAAGAAAUGAUAAGGAAGUUUUGCAAGAUCUGCAAUGAGCUUAUUCCACAGGGUCUGCAGAAGAUGGAGGGUGAAACUUUGAUUAAUCAAGUGAGACAAUACCUUGUGUCAAAAAGGUACUUGGUUAUUUUUGAUGAUGUCUGGAACGAUAAAUUUUCUGAUGAGAUUGCACGUGCCUUAAUUAAUAAUAACAGUGGAAGUAGAAUCCUUGUGACCACAAGAUAUAUGCAUGUAGCAAAGUAUUCUAUAAGAUAUUUUCCCAUUCAUGUUCACCAGCUACAACCUUUGCCUCCAGAGAAAGCAUGGGAACUGUUUUGCAACAAGGCGUUUAGAGGGCAGUGUCCAACAGAUCUUGAGGGCGUGUCCGAAGAAAUUGUUCAAAAAUGUGGAGGGCUGCCACUAGCAAUUGUGGCCAUCUGUGGUCUGUUGUCAACAAAAGGCCAAGACAUUUCUGAAUGGGAAAAGGUAAGUGAAAAUCUGAGAAUGGAAAUACAUGGCAAUGUGCUUUUGAAUGACUUGGUAAAGAUUUUAUCUUAUAGUUAUGAUGACUUGCCUUACCAUUUGAAAUCAUGCAUGCUGUAUUUUGCAAUAUAUCCUGAGGACUACAUAAUCAAUAGGAAGAGGCUUACUAGACAAUGGAUAGCGGAAGAGUUUGUGACGCACGAGGAGGGAAGAACUUUGGAAGAACUUUCUGAAAAGAACCUAACAGAGUUGAUACAUAGAAGUUUAGUGAAUGCUACCAAAGUUGGAUUUGAUGGAAAAGUCAAAAGUUGCCAAGUCCAUGAUACGCUGCGUGAUGUGAUCAUUAAAAAAAUGAAAGGAUUAAGCUUUUGUAAUUCGUGCUGUAAAGAUGGCGAACAAGUCAUUGUUGAAAAAACUAGACGCUUUUCUAUAGCAGCUAUCUCCAACAAUGACUUGACAAACACAAGCUACUCAGGAAUUCGUGCUAUAUUUGUUUUCGACAAAGGUGAAUUUCCUAAUGACUUCAUAGAUGGAUUAAUUGCUAAGUUCAAGCUUUUGAAAGUGCUGGAUUUUGAGAAUUCUUUGUUGAAAUCUAUUCCUGAUGACUUGGGGAAUCUGUUCCAUCUAAGGUACUUGAACCUGAGUCAUACAAAAGUUAUGGUUCUUCCUAGAUCCAUCGGUAAGCUAAUCAACUUAGAAACCUUGGACCUAAGGCAAACUCAAGUGCAAGAGUUACCAGAAGAGAUAAACAAGCUCACAAAGCUAAGGCUUCUUCCGGUUUAUUAUAGAAAAUAUGAAGGGCAUUACUCUAUGUUGAACUUUACAACGGGCGUGCAAAUGCAACAGGGUAUUGGGUGCUUGACAUCGUUACAAAAACUUUACUUUUUGGAAGCAGAUCAUGGUGGAAUAGAUCUUAUCCAAGAGCUCAAAAAGUUGAGACAGUUAAGAAAGUUAGGCAUAAGGCGCGUGCGCGGAGAAUAUGGAAGUGCAUUAUGUGCUACAAUACAAAAGAUGAAGCACCUCGAAUCUCUAAACGUUACUGUUAUAGCUGAGGAGGAAAUCCUUGACUUGGAUUUUAUAGCUGAGGAGGAAAUCCUUAAACUUAAAGUGCUCAACUUGAAAGGUAGAUUAAAAAAUUUGCCUAAUUGGAUUCCAAAUCUCAAGUGUCUUGUGAAACUAAGGCUUGGCUUAUCUCACUUUGAACAUGAUCCACUAGACUCUUUGAAGAAUCUGCCAAGUUUGUUGAGGUUAAAUUUGUGGGAUGAUGCAUUUGCUGGUGAAAAUUUGCAUUUUAAAGUAGAAGGGUUUCCUAAGCUGAAGGAACUUGAUCUCACUCGAUUGAAUAAACUAAGUUCCAUCAUUAUAGAAAAGGGAGCUUUGCUCAGUCUUGAGCAUUUCAGAUUUAACAACAACCCUCAAUUGAAGGUGGUUCCGCAAGACCUUCGAUACUUGGAAAACCUUCAAUUCCUUGGAUUUGCUGAUAUGCCAUCUGAAUUGGUUGAAAGCAUUGAUCCACGCAGAGGGGGAGAAUGUCAUUGGAUAAUCGAGCAUAUUCCUCUAGUACGCAUUCGGCAGAAAGUAGGAUCAAGAUUUCAUGACUAUGAGUUGUAUCCUAUUCCUACUAUAUCUAAUGUCUGA